Chaetomium globosum CBS 148.51 is the source of this 381-nucleotide messenger RNA. RefSeq lists its product as uncharacterized. Lineage: Eukaryota; Fungi; Ascomycota; Sordariomycetes; Sordariales; Chaetomiaceae. The coding region runs from base 1 to 381 and encodes 126 amino acids. The record is from RefSeq and is a predicted model, not a curated record. The transcript is spliced from 2 exons.
AUGUUUCUGUUGCGGAGUGAAGUUGAUUUUGAGAAGGAUGAUCGCCAAUUUUCGGUCCCGAGGAAGGAAAGCACCCACAAACAACAGCGAGCCGGGAUGAUGCUGGGACACAACCAUGAACACGACGGGAAGUCCAACACGGGGAAUGACGGCCGCGCCGAUGCCCUUGUAUUUCUGGGCCGCUUGCGAGGGUUCAAGGUUGGAAAGAGGAGAACCCGGAUUUAUUCGGAGCGAAUGAGAGACGACAGCGAGGUCAGCCAGUGGAGAGGAUACUUUCGGGAGUGGGGAACACGUCGGUGGGUUGGCGUGCCAGGGCAUGUUUCCCGGGAUGGGACGGGACGGGACAAGCCCGGAGGCAAGCCCGUGGCAAGUUGCCCUUGA